This is a messenger RNA of Haemonchus placei, 207 nucleotides long. NCBI's taxonomy places the organism in Eukaryota, Metazoa, Nematoda, Chromadorea, Rhabditida, Trichostrongylidae. The record is from the annotation of a GenBank genome assembly.
AUGAAGUUGGUACGUUUUUUGAUGAAACUCAUCCACGAGACGGUAACUAUCGAGUUAAAGAAUGGUACGCUCGUCCAUGGAGGAAUAAUCGGUGUCGAUGUGGCUAUGAACAUGCACCUACGAUCCGUGAAGAUGACUCCAAAGAAUAAGGAUCCCAUCAACUUGGAUUCCCUUUCUAUUCGUGGUAAGUUCAGUUCAAGUUCAUAA